GCCGGCCAUCAGCUGGUGCUGGAUCCCGUCUCUAGGAGGAGUCCUCGGGCACAGAGGCAGCACCUUAGAUCUUGGCCUCACUGCAUCAGGGGACCAAGGGUGGCACACGGCACCUCUGCUGUGAUUGUGAACACAAAGUGUAGGGAGACGCAGCCCAGGUAAUACUUGUUCUAAUCUGGUAGACUGGGUUACAAAUAAAUUGUCUUUCCAGGUUCGCAAAUCUGCUGUUGUCUUUGGUCUGUGCCUUAAGGUCUCAUCGCAGAACAAAAUGGGAGAUGCUGAAGCAGGCAAGAAGAUCUUUGUUCAGAAAUGCGCUCAGUGCCACACGGUGGAGAAAGGUGGGAAGCACAAGACUGGUCCAAACCUCUGGGGCCUUUUCGGCCGGAAGACAGGACAAGCACCAGGAUUUUCUUACACCGAUGCGAACAAGAAUAAAGGUAUUGUCUGGACAGAAGCAACUUUGAUGGAAUAUUUGGAGAACCCAAAGAAAUUCAUCCCUGGCACUAAAAUGAUCUUUGCUGGUAUCAAAAAGAAGAGUGAGAGAGAAGAUCUUAUUCAGUAUUUGAAACGGGCAACAUCCUCAUGAAUUAGUAGUACAGCUUCAAAAAUACUAGUUCUCAAUUUCAAAUAUUGUGCUUAAUAAGAAGCAAUUUCUGCUCUUUCUUGAUCAGCCUGUAGUAAUUUUAACACGUUAAAUAAAGGUUGAUAUUUUUGAUUGUG
Messenger RNA from Alexandromys fortis (reed vole), 720 nucleotides. Its product is annotated as cytochrome c, testis-specific. Bases 269 to 586 code for a protein of 105 amino acids. Gene Ontology annotation, cellular component: mitochondrial intermembrane space. Lineage: Eukaryota; Metazoa; Chordata; Mammalia; Rodentia; Cricetidae. The transcript is spliced from 5 exons. Gene Ontology annotation, molecular function: electron transfer activity; heme binding. Gene Ontology annotation, biological process: mitochondrial electron transport, cytochrome c to oxygen; mitochondrial electron transport, ubiquinol to cytochrome c. The record is from RefSeq and is a predicted model, not a curated record.